Messenger RNA from Coffea arabica (coffee), 1446 nucleotides. The record is from RefSeq and is a predicted model, not a curated record. NCBI's taxonomy places the organism in Eukaryota, Viridiplantae, Streptophyta, Magnoliopsida, Gentianales, Rubiaceae.
AUGAAAAAAUUGCAACCUAUCAAUAAAGCAAAAGUAGACCUUAUUUCUGCUUUAUCUUAUCACGUAAGUGUACGGGAAGUCCGUUCCUUUUUGGGUUAUAUAGGAUUCUAUAGGAGAUUCAUCAAGGAUUUUUCAAAGAUUGGAGCGCCCUUGUUCAAACUGUUGCAAAAAGACGUAGCAUUUGACUUCACUAAUGAAUACAAGGUGGCAUUUGAUAAACUGAAGGAGUCGUUGACGUCACCACUCGUCAUUCAACCCCUAUACUGGAGCCUCCCAUUUGAAAUAAUAUGCGACGCGAGUGAUUACCCAGUGGGAGCAGUGUUGGGACAAAGGGUUGGCAGGGCAGCGCAUGCAAUUUACUAUCCAUCGAAAGCAUUGAAUGGAGCUCAACUUAACUAUUCUACGACGGAGAAAGAAUUAUUAGCUGUUAUUUUUGCACUAGAGAAAUUUAGGUUUUAUUUAUUGGGUGCAAAAGUAAUAGUUUUCUCUGAUCAUAUAGUCUUAAGGUACUUGUUGACGAAGAAAUAUGCAAAACCAAGGCUCAUAAGAUGGAUUCUGCUCCUGCAAGAGUUCAACUUGGAGAUUAAAGAUAAAAGUGGGGCAGAGAACCUGGUCACUGAUCACUUGAGCCGCUUGCUUACAUAUAAGGAGGAUCAGCCACUGAGAGAAGCAUUUCCAGAGGAACAAUUACUUACCAUUGAUUCGUCUGCACCUUGGUAUGCUGAUAUUGUGAAUUUUUUAGUAGCUAAUCAAUUACCUGCAGACUGGCCAAAGGCUAAGAGAGACAAAUUGAAAAGUGAUGCCAAAUACUACAUUUGGGACGACCCUUACCUUUGGAGGCAAUGUUCGGAUCAAGUGCUAAGAAGGUGUGUAAGUGCAGAUUUCAUGGGUCUUUUUCUCUUGUCUUCUGAUUUCUUAUACAUCUUACUUGCUGUUGAUUAUGUUUCCAAGUGGGUGGAAACGAAAGUCACUCGGACUAACGAUUCUAGAGUGGUUGCAGAAUUUUUAAAGUCUAACAUCUUUGUCCGCUUUGGGAUACCGAGAGCUGUAGUGAGUGACAGGGGAUCACAUUUUUGUAAUAAAACUAUUGCUGCUCUGUUCCAUAAAUAUGGCGUACUCCACAAAGUAUCCGCGCCAUAUCAUCCACAGACCAAUGGUCAAGCCGAAGUGUCAAACAGGGAGAUCAAGUCAAUUUUGGAGAAGAUGGUGCGUCCGGAUAGAAAGAAUUGGAGCUUGAAAUUGGAAGAUGCACUAUGGGCUUACCGCACCGCGUAUAAGAAGCCGAUUGGGACGUCCCCGUAUAGACUAGACUUCGUGGAGAUCCAAAGUUUGAAAACGGAGAAGAAGUUCAUGGUGAAUGGCCAUUGUCUCAAACCUUACUAUGAAGGAUUCUCCGUUGAAGAAGUCGAGUUCAUACAACUCGAGAAUCCAAUUUAUCCUGCUUGA